Molecule: messenger RNA, 2412 nt
Organism: Sceloporus undulatus (fence lizard)
Lineage: Eukaryota; Metazoa; Chordata; Lepidosauria; Squamata; Phrynosomatidae
Gene: ABT1
Product: activator of basal transcription 1
Exons: 3
Coding region: 335-1327 (330 amino acids)
Biological process (GO): small-subunit processome assembly; endonucleolytic cleavage in 5'-ETS of tricistronic rRNA transcript (SSU-rRNA, 5.8S rRNA, LSU-rRNA); endonucleolytic cleavage to generate mature 5'-end of SSU-rRNA from (SSU-rRNA, 5.8S rRNA, LSU-rRNA)
Cellular component (GO): nucleolus
Molecular function (GO): RNA binding
Source: RefSeq, a predicted model, not a curated record
GGCUCCUGGCUGUCGCAAAAGGUUUCCUUUCCGUUCGGCGUGGAGGUAGGCGAGUUCUAAGGUGCUCGACUCUGUGGCUGGAUCUGCACUGCGAUAAUAAUAACCCGCUCUGGUGCCUCAGCAGACUACAAAUCCCAGGAUUCCGUCAGAUGGAGCCGAUGCAGUUAGAGGCUGCGUCCACACUGGAGAGAUAACCCGGUUUGGCACCGCUUUAACUCUUUCCCCCUAAGUAUUGGAACUCUUUUACUACUUCUGUUCCUUCAUUGUCUGGGUCCUCUGUGGCCAUUGCUUUUGCCUUCUGUAUGUUCAGGAUGCGGGUGGAUAAACAGUGUUGAUGGCGGGUGCCAUUGCUUCCCUCAUUGUGCCUGAGCCCUCUUUUUCAUGGUUUCUCUUGUUCAGUUUCUUUACAGGAAGAAAGCAGCCUCCCAACUGGGCAAGAGGUAUUAGCAGUACGGUCAAUCACAGCAUGGCUGACACAGGUCUAGAGCAGCAUCGGCUGGCUCCCACGGCUGAAGACUUGGCAGAGGACAGUGAAGAGGAGAGGGAAGGGCCUAUGGACGAGAGCAAGGAGGAGGAAGAUGAGAUGUGUCAGGAACCUUGUGAUCAAGAUGGCACCCAAAAUGUUGCCUUGGAGGACAAGGAAGCAGGAAGUGAUGAUGCUCAGCUGGAUCUUUCCAGCCAAGCUGACACCAAAAAGGUUGUGCCUGGCAUUAUUUACCUGGGUCACAUCCCUCCCCGCUUCCGGCCAAGGCAUGUCCGGAACCUGCUAAGCGUCUAUGGUGAAGUGGGGCGCAUUUUCCUGCAGCCUGAAGAACGAUUUAUACGAAAGAAAAAGAAGAAAGCUGGAAGCAAUGCCAAGAAUUUCACAGAAGGCUGGGUGGAAUUCCGAGAUAAGCGUGUGGCCAAGUUGGUUGCUGCCAGUUUGCACAAUACUCCGAUGGGGGUCCGCAGGAAGAGCAAAUUCCACUAUGAUCUCUGGAAUAUGAAGUAUUUGCACCGCUUCAAGUGGACUCACCUGAGCGAGCGGCUUGCAUAUGAACGGCAGGUACGGCAGCAGCGAAUGCGUGCUGAAGUUUCCCAAGCCAAGCGUGAGACUAAUUUCUACCUGCAGAAUGUGGAGAAGAGCAAACACUUCACAGCGAAGGGCAGUCAGGGAGUGCAAGAGGAAAAGAGCUGGGGCUUUGUCCAGCGGCGUACUGAAGAUGAAAUCCAGACCAGUAAAGGGAAGAAACGUCUGAAGCAGCAGCUGGCCCGUGCUGCUGAGAUACAGCAGAAAUCUCAGUCAAACAGUUCCCUGUUGAGCAAGAUCUUCAAUAUCCAGCAGUAGUGAUGCUUCACUGGAAUCCAGGACUUGUUCCCCAUUCUGGUCUAGCCUUUGGCAGCUAUAUUUUGACAAGUUCAGCAGACUUAGGUCUACCAUCAAUCCUAUGGGAAAUAAAAAUUCUCAUGUUGUGCUUAGCACAUCUUAUGGAUAUAUAGUGGAUCUAAAUGUACUGAUGUUUCUGCUGUGAAGAGCCCCGCUUUAGAGAGGUGUACAGUGCUGAGCAAUGAUCAGCAUUAAAUAAUUCCCUUGUGGGGAUAUGGCAAGAGUUGACUCCUUUGGUCCUCCCUUUGGUGCCUUGAGUUGCGCCAUCUUAAAGGCCUAUGAACCAGUCCCUGCAGUGGAGGUGUGUGCUAUGGGGUAAGGCAGAUGACUGAAAGGGAGUUGAAAUUUGUUGGGAAUCUAUUUGCUAAUAUAAGCUAUAGUACAGUUCUCUAUAAAUCAGGGGAUGGGGUUAAAUAAAAAGGCUGAAGUUCCUUUCUCAGUGUUCAGUGUAGUUUGUAAAAUAUGAAGAUCCUCAUCUUUACCUCUGUUUGGAACUCUUAUCCAAAAUACUAUUAAAUGGGCAAUGUCAAGCAGCAAUUAUAGGUGCUAUGAAGGUGGUAAUAUUAAAUGAAUAUGUGUCACUGGAUGUUUCAGACAAAAAGCAGGAGUAUCAUGUAUAUUAAAGACAUAAGACUAAAGCAGGAGUAUUAUGUAGAUUGCAAUGAGCAUUGUCAGGCUAAGAGAGUACAGUGGACCCUUGUUAUACGCUGGGGUUUGGUUCCAAGAUCGCCCGUGGAUAACAAAAUCCAUGGAUGCUCAAGUCCCAUUAAAUAUAAUGGCAUAGAAAAAUUGUGUCCCUUAUAAAAAAUGGAAAAUCAAGGUUUGAUACUUGAAAUUUAUACUUUUUAAAAACAUUUUCAAACCAUGUAUGCCUGAAUCCGUGUAUAAGAAGGGCCGACUGUAUUUCCCCCCUAAAAUUAUUGUAUUGAGUUCAGGAUUGCUUAUCUUUCUAAAAGCUUGUCCAAAGCCUGUGAUUAAUUUUUGACUGGAAUUACUUCUAGAUAUUUCCUUUAAAUUUUAUUUUACAAAUUAAAUUCUACAAAAUC